This is a messenger RNA of Penicillium coprophilum, 2103 nucleotides long. Its product is annotated as ASCC2 family CUE domain-containing protein. Bases 1 to 2103 code for a protein of 700 amino acids. The transcript has a single exon. NCBI's taxonomy places the organism in Eukaryota, Fungi, Ascomycota, Eurotiomycetes, Eurotiales, Aspergillaceae. Gene Ontology annotation, molecular function: ubiquitin binding. The record is from RefSeq and is a predicted model, not a curated record.
AUGGCGGAGUUCCCGCCACUGGCUUCAGUGCCCUCCCCCGCAGUGCGGAGGACAAUCCCAUCAGAUGAUUGGGAAGCUUGUCUAGAUGCAUGGAUGGCCCUUUUGAGGAUCCGCUUGAAUGCGUCAGAUAAACAGUUCAAGAUCGCCGCACCCGAGGAUGCAUCAAUAUCUCCAUUCCUGGGAUCUUAUUAUCAAAACACGGCUGCGGGAGAUUCUAGUCUACAAAGUGGACCUAAAGCUCGACAACUUCGUAAGCUCUGCUUCCUGGCGACAAGAAGAUAUAUACUGGAUCUCUCUCACCCACCAGAGGGAAUUCUGGACUGGAGACUUCUCGGCAACCUAUCUUGCUGUUACCCUUCUAGCGCGGCCUUGAAGACAUCAUUAUCAAGUGCCUGGGAUAUACACAGUGACAAAAUCACUUCCAGUAUCGAGAGAGCAAAAGCUGUUGUGAUCAAAAAUCUCUCUUCAGCCAACUCAUCCUCAAAUCCCGAAGUCAUUUCUGACAUCCGCCGUCUGACCAUCCUUGCUUCAGUGCUGCCAGCGUGUGGCCAGGACCUCAUGGCGGGCUCCGACUUCCUCGAUACGAUAGCGGAAGCGUAUCAGUCAAAAGGCGCACGAGAGGAAUUCCGUAAAAUCCUCGUUGCUAAUAUCUACGUCGGACUGGUCUCCUUAUUGAAGGAGCCUGUCAAUUUGUCUUCGUUAUUGGAUCAGCUGUUCAGCCUCAAAGCCACUGCUCGAGUGGGAGCACCAAAAAUGAAGAAGGAGCCAACUCUACUAUCUGAUCUCAUCUGCAGCUCGGACUUGCUUAUUCGGCUGGAGAAGUAUCUGAGCAUUCACCCCCAGAAACGAGGGCAAGACCUCCUUACCAGCUUGCGCACCUAUCAAGUGGAAUCGAAGUCGCUGCACCACCGGUAUCAAAAGCGCAAGAAAGCGGACAAGGGAAAAGCUGUUUCCUCAGAUCCGAUUGUUUCAGGAGAACUUCACGCGCACAAGAUGUCACUAGUAACUCAAGUACAAGACCUCUUCCCCGAUCUUGGCUCAGGCUUUGUUGUACGGCUACUGGACUUCUAUAACGAUAACCCCGAGACUAUCGUCGCCCAUCUUCUCGACGACUCACUUCCUAUGGAGCUCCAGUCUCUAGAUCGAUCUGAGCAAUUGCCUCCACCAGCAGAACCUCACCACAGCCAUCUCCCACCACAGCCAACGCCACCCGCCAUGCCAUCACCUAAAUUUGCCCCACUCCCAAUCCGUAAGAACAUCUUCGACGAAGAUGUGGACAUUGCCGAACUAAGCCGCUCCGGCGAAACGAAAGGCAAACUACACUUCGGCCGUGCCGACGCUGACCAAACAGCCGACACACUCCUCUCAGACCACAGCAAACAUGCCGUAAACAAAGCGGCAAUCCUCUCAGCCCUAGCAACCUUCGACUCAGACGACGACGAGCGUGAUGACACCUACGACACAGCCGAUGUAGGCGGUGCCAUCGACGGCGCCACAGGUGGCGCAGAUGGCGAAGCCGAAGCAGCUCAGCGUGAACGCCGGGCAGCCGAUAUGGAAACAGUGCUCUUCCAAACAUACAAGUCCAAUCCAGGAAUCUUUGCCCGCGAUUCAGCGACCCGCCGCUCUCAGCCGCGCGCGUCCCUGAAGCGCGAGACUGAAAUGACCGACGAGGCUAUUGAGGGCUGGGCUGUCAUGCUAUCGCGUGAUCCCAGGCGUCUCGCUAAACUUGAAGCCCGGUUGGCUAUGGACGCUGGUGGGUCGGCUGGUGCUGGGUCACUUAAUCAGCCCGAGUUGCGCCCUACGUCUUACAGGAGGCCGCAGCCUCGUGAAGAUGGUGAUGAUGCUUCUGACGAGGGCGAGUCAUCUGGUCAUGCUCGCUCGCGGGGUGGUAGAGGAGGCGGUGGACGUGGUGGAAGAGGGCGAGGUGGCGGCGGUCGAGGCCGCGGAGGUCGUGGUGGUGGUCCUCCAUCCGGUGGCCAGGGGCAGCAAGAUACUGCCGCGUCGAGACAGAGAAAAGAAGAGAACAAAAGUAGUCAGGCAAAUCAUAACCGUCGACAGCAGCGCGCGAAGAAGAUGGCGCGUGGCGGUGGGUUCCCUGGCUAA